GCACGCCACUAAUCUUCCUGGACUUCAUACAUAGAUAACGUACAUACAAUUGUCAAUAUUUACAAACAUCAAUUAAAAACAGUCAUGCCAUCAAUAUAUACACAAUACAUAAAAUGAAACAGUCAGUACAUGGUAUAACGUUAUACAUAAUACGCAAGUCAUGGAACAGCCAAUAUCAUUUUUCUAGUUUCAAUUCAGACUAGAGAUCAGGUCACAGAGACCACAUUUCUUUCCUUGCAGCAAUAUUUACACUGGCACCUAAACUUGAUUUUUUUUUCUCUCUCUCUAGAACUCCUAAUUCCGUUAGCAGCGUGGCAUGGCGAGAUACCAGACGACAUUGUACAUCCUGAUAGCGUCGGUCUUCACAACCAUCUUCGUCAUAACAACCAACAACAGUGAUUACGUCAGCGCCAUCAUGAAACCAAGCACAAUCAGUGUCUAUAGAUCACCAGGCAGAUUCCUGUUAUCUAACAAAGACGCUCCUGUAAAAGGGGAGGGGGAAAUACUGAGAUCACCAGAUAAUGACUCACUGGUGCCAUUUUCGCAAUCCGAGGAGUGGCACCGCCAUGUCAAAGGUUGUCGUGUCGUCAAGUCUGGUGAAACCGCCCACGAAACUUUCCCCGCACAUAAAAACUCGUCGGUAACAUCUUCAUCCGACACUAAAUACUUCGUGGACAAAGUGCUGGAUUCUCGGGGAAUCGCUAAAGACGUUUAUGGACAUCACACGGUGAUCAACAACCCGCUGAGCACUUUUUCAGUCGUGGAGCCCGGUGGCCCGGGAGGUUGUGUAGAACGAAGACGCAGAGCUGCUGUCAAGACAUCCCGAGCCCGUCGCUGUCACGCAGCGUUGAAUGCCGGUUUCUUCGGUUCAGAAUCGCAUGCCUGCAUGGGGAAUGUGGUAACAGACGGGAAACGUAUACAAGACGGAGGUGGUGUUCAGAAUGCAAACUUCGGUAUCAGAAAGGACGGAACCAUUGUAGUUGGGUACCUUUCUGAGAUGGACGUGUUACGGGAAGACAACCCCUUUGUACAAUUGAUCACUGGAGUUAUCUGGUUGGUCAGGAAUGGGACUGUCUUCGUUAACGAGAGCAAAGCUCAGGACUGUGGAGGGCUACAGGAAUAUGGCCCCAUGGACAAGUUUGUGGAUGUCCUGUCAGCUAGGGUCGCAGUGGGGCAUGAUGAUCAGGGGAGGGUUGUUCUGGUGCACACAGAUGGAAACACCGAAGAAAGAGGACUGAACUUGUGGGAGUUUGCAGAGUUCCUGCAGAGACUGGGCUUGGUAAAUGCGAUCAACUUGGAUGGAGGAGGUUCAGCCACAUUUGUACUGGAUGGAACUGUUGCUAACUAUCCUGCAGAUCAUUGUAAUGACAACCACAACCAGACAUGGCACUGCCCCCGAGAAGUUUCCACCAUCCUGUGCGCUCACGAUCCAGAUGAUGUGACAUCAAACUGCAGAGCUGUCAACUCUUACACUUGCUUGAAAGUCAUAAUUUUGUGUGUAAUUCUACAUUGGAUCCUGCAAUAACUCACAAAAAAACACAUCUUUGCUAGAAUGAAAGUAAUAGCAAAAAUCAUGAACCCCUUUUUGGCUUGUAUGGCUAAUCCUGUUUCAAAGUCUGACACUUACAUGCCCCUGCAAAGAAAGCUGCUACUAAUAUGACUUCCCCUCCAGCAUUACAGCUACAUGUAUCUACCACCCCCAAAUUGUGACCAUAGCUUGUACUUCUUUGGUAUUCCAGUCUCAGCUUGUCCAGAACACAAGAAAACAAGUAUCUUUGGUGCAGUACCUUGCAAAUCUAAUAGCCUCUUCAUUUCACAAACCUGUACCAACGUGCAAAGUAUCAUAAAGAUCCAUCCACAAUUUAUGUUAUGUGA
Messenger RNA from Branchiostoma floridae (Florida lancelet), 1875 nucleotides. RefSeq names its product N-acetylglucosamine-1-phosphodiester alpha-N-acetylglucosaminidase-like. Lineage: Eukaryota; Metazoa; Chordata; Leptocardii; Amphioxiformes; Branchiostomatidae. The record is from RefSeq and is a predicted model, not a curated record. The transcript has 6 exons. Bases 317 to 1525 code for a protein of 402 amino acids.